This is a messenger RNA of Macrosiphum euphorbiae (potato aphid), 291 nucleotides long. The record is from the annotation of a GenBank genome assembly. NCBI's taxonomy places the organism in Eukaryota, Metazoa, Arthropoda, Insecta, Hemiptera, Aphididae.
AUGUUUUCAUUCCUAAUCAAUGAGUUGAAAGAUCUUCAAACCAAUGGCAUUACAAUACAAGUUGACUUGGUCGAAAUCGCAAUAUUCUUUGCUCUUGGUUUAGUAUUAGGAGACAAUUUAGGUCUAAAUUUAAUUUUGGGUUUCGUUGCUAAUUACUGUUGCUUAAUUUAUCGUUGUUCUAAACAUGAUCUUCAUAAAAUGGUACGCGAAGUUGACACUUUAAUACGGAAUGAAAAUAAUUAUGAAACAGAUAUUAUUUUAAACUGUGUGUCUAAUUCUGGAUUAAAUUAA